GUUAUCGUUUCUGAUGGGCAUAAAAAGACCAUUGAAAUUGGGGUCAUCUGAAAAUGACAAUACCAACAAUAAAAGAUCAAAGAAGUUUCAUAUAGACUAUCAAUCAGCAAGUCCUGAAUUUUCAGAUGGAAUUCUCAAUGUGCCAGACUUUAUCAAAUCUCGAGAGUUUGAAAUAAAAUCUUUAGAAACAAAGAAUUUCCAUAAAAGUAGAAGAGUGUUUCAAAAAUUGCCUAGGAAACUUAGAAGAAGAACAGCUUCUUAUAAUGUGAAAAGAAUCCCUAAAAGGCUUCGGAAUAAGGCAAUCAGAGAAAUGCUUUCUUCCUCUUCAUUUGUUGAUAAUAAUAUAAUUCUAAACAAAAAAAAUAAAAAAAAUAAAUACAACGCAAAGGACAUUUACAAGCUAAAAAUGCUAAAGAAUUUACUAAAAUUGUCUUCAAAGUUGAACCUCAUGAAAAUUUUACCCAAUUAUGAACAGGCUACAGAUCAAAAAUUUAAUAUAAAUAUCAGACAAAGAAUAAAAUUAAUUAAAAAGCAGAUCUGUGAAGCUCAGCUAUUAAAAUCUAAAAAUUCAGACCAAACAAAUGAUCAAAAAAUUUCAAAUUUCAAGAUUAUCAAUAACAAGAUUGGAUCCUAUGAUAACACUGGUAUAAAUACAUUAGCCAAUAAACCUGUCGGUAAGAUAAAAUACACGAAAAGACAAAAAAAAUAUUCUUGGUUAACAACUCAUAUUUGGCAUGCCAAAAGAUCUCAUAUGAUUAAAAGAUGGGGCUUUAACAUACCAUUAAAACCAACUCAAAAAUCUUAUCGCUUAACACACAGAAACUUUUUAACUCAUGGUUCAAUUUGUUGGGAUACUUCAUAUUUUUCUUCACUAAUUAUUGAAUCUGAUAUUAAUAAUUUCAAACAAUUAAAAAAGCUAGUAAAACUAAUUACCAAUAAUAUGAAUAAACCUUUGAAUUCUUCCGUGGUUAAUGGCAAAAAAUUUUGGGAAGGAAACUUGUAUAUUUUCCAUAAUAACAAUGUCAAAACGUUGGAAAUUUUUACUCAAGGGAUAAUUUAUUGGCAUAAAAUGAAUGAUUCCUAUAAAAUAUUAAUCAGAAUUCAUCCAUCAACAUACGAAGAGUAUUUCAAUUAUUUAAAAGAAUUAUCAAACAAUAAAACAAUAUUUGCUGUUAAUAAACAUAAAAAUGAAAAUGAAAAUGAAAAUGAAAAUUCAUUAUUUAAAUUUUAUGAUUGUAGAUAUUCUUUAGGCAGUAUUGAAAUUGCAGGACCAUCUUCAUUUAAGAAUCUUGUUUCUAUAUUACAUUUAAAUGAUACAAACCUAAAUAAAAAUUGGAAUGAAUUUUCAUCAAUUUCAUCAUUAAGAAGUUUACCAGAAAAUUCAAUAAUAUCAGUAUUAGUAGAAAAUCCGGGAUUAUAUUCAAGACCUGUAAAACCUAAAAAUAUAAAAUUUGAUGAAAAUCGCUUAAUUGAUUUAAUGUUAUCAUUAAAUUCAUUCAAUGAUGAUAAUGAUAAUGAUAAUGACAAUAAUAAUAAUAAUGAUGAUAAUAAUGAUAAUAAUGAUGAUAAUACUAAAAAUAGUAUCAAUGAAAUUAAUAAAGUUAAUACAAGUCAAGCAAAUCUAAAUUCUAGAAAAGUGAUUGAGAAACUUUUAUCAAUAGAGGGCAGAACAAAUAGUUACAAUAAUCAGCCAUCAAUCAAAGAAUUAUCACAACGUCGAAAAAAUUUGAAACCCGGAAUGAUUAAAAUACCAAACAAUGAAAAGGAUCCUAUGAUUCCAAUAUUGAUAUUAAAUAGUAAUUCUAAUAAAGUUAGUUUUAGUAAAUUAAUUUUGAUUGCACCAUGGUAUUGGAUAUUACCAAUUUGGAUAAAAUUGAAUAAAAUCACUGAAGUAGAACAUUCGGGGUAUUUAGGAAUUGAGCAAAUCAAUUUUGAAAACAACAAAUUAAAUUUUCCUGAUGAUUAUCCAUUUUGUUUAAAGGGCUUUGUUGAAAAUGAGAUUAAAGAAAUCGAAAAUCAUAAAAAAUGGAAGAAAAGAGAUAAGAAUCAUCAAAUCAAUUAUGAUGAAUUAAUAAUUAAUAAAAGUCAUGAUCAUUUUAAUUAUAAAAUUAAAGGAGAGGUUGGAUCUCCAUUUAAAUGCGAUUGGAGAUUUUUACAAGUUUUAAAAAUAUGUAAAAGGAUGUUAUUUAACAAUAAGAAAUUGAUCAAUGAUAAUAACAAUAGUAAUAAUAAUAAAGUCACAAGCGAUUGGGAUUAUAAUUAUUUUAGAAAGAUUAAUAAUUCAAAUGACAUUUGGGAAUUCAUUAAAGAUAUUAAAGUAUUGGAUGAAGAGAAAUUGUUAAGAAAAGAGAAAUUAGUAAAUCCGAUUAGAUAUUUAAAUAAAUCAAACAUAAGUGAUAUUGGGGCUGAUGUAAACAAAUUUAAUGAUAUAAUUGAUAAACAGAUGGAUAUUAUUAAUAAACAAAAUUCAAAUCAUAACAAUAUUAAUAUGUGUGUUGAUAAUGAUAGCAAUAAGGAAGAAACGAAAAAAAAUAAAACUCAGAGAAAGUUGAAUAAAGAAAAUGAUAAAUAUGAAAAAUUGAUAAAUUUGAAACUAUUAGUCAAGCCAAUCAAGUUUGAGAUAAAGUUGAGGGGCAUGAUCAAAGAUAAUGCAAGAAUUUACAAGAUUAGCAACGAUGAUGACUAUCAAAAAUAUUUGGAUCAUAUUAAGGGAAACAACUUGAAAAGCAAUGGGUUUAUUCAACAUAACAGUAUAAAUUUACCUCAAGAAACAGCGCCUUCGUUUAUGAAUUUGAUUGGAUAUGUCACAAAGUCGACAUAUAAUUUGAAAGAAGGCAAGUGCACUGGAAUCGGAUACAUUGAUGGUGAAUUUUACCUCAAUGAGCACAAAAAAACAAAAAAAAAUCAGCAGUAUCAGUUAUUGCUCUUGAUCAGAAAUGUUGGAAGUGUUAAGACACGUAUUGCCAGCUGGAAAGAAAUUCCAAUAUAAUAACUAAUCUCUUCAAUGUUAAGUUUUCCAGUAUUUAAUGAAUUUUUCUAGUUGAAUUGGGUAAUAUUCAUCUAAAAGGUUUAUUGCUAGUUCAAAAAUGAAAAUGAAAAUGAAAAUGAAAGAGAUGGAAGAUGGAAAGGCAAAAGCAAAAGUGAAUGUGGAAUUCAC
This is a messenger RNA of Ascoidea rubescens DSM 1968, 3157 nucleotides long. RefSeq names its product ribonuclease P/MRP protein subunit POP1 (gene POP1). The transcript has a single exon. Gene Ontology annotation, biological process: tRNA 5'-leader removal. Bases 14 to 2989 code for a protein of 991 amino acids. NCBI's taxonomy places the organism in Eukaryota, Fungi, Ascomycota, Saccharomycetes, Ascoideales, Ascoideaceae. Gene Ontology annotation, cellular component: ribonuclease MRP complex; nucleolar ribonuclease P complex. The record is from RefSeq and is a predicted model, not a curated record.